This is a messenger RNA of Owenia fusiformis, 1978 nucleotides long. The record is from the annotation of a GenBank genome assembly. Lineage: Eukaryota; Metazoa; Annelida; Polychaeta; Sabellida; Oweniidae.
AAUUCUCAAGGUUGCUAACAUAACACCAAAUUUUCGAAGCUGUAGAAAAAUCAAAUGUUUUAGCCUAUAAUAGGAUAAAAUGGAGAACAAUAGAGACGAAGAUGUAGAUUUCGACUUCUUUGAUUCUCCGAAACAUGAGAAACGUGUUAAUAAACAUGAAAGAGAGCAGGUUGAUGCUCCGAAAAAUCAUAAAAGUGUGGAUGAAAAACAACAUGGCCACUCCAAAAAGAAAGACAAAAAUUCAAAAAGUUACAGUUCCGAUUCCGACUCAUAUUACAGUGAUACUCCCAGAUCAAAUUCCAGCAGUGUAAAGAAGAUUGAAGCCAAAGUGCCGACAUCGAAAAAUUCGAACAGUUCUAGAUCUAGUGACAGUUUUCAGUCUACAUCUGAUGAAACAGAUCAAGAUGAAAAAAGGUCGACACGACCUAAAACAGCUAAUGUUUCCCGUCGUAAAACAAGAGGAAAAACUAAUGGUCAGUCUUCGAAUUCAGAACGUGAGCGAAAAUACUCAGAUAAAAGUUAUUCAGAUGAGAGUGAGUCUUAUCACCCUCGUCAUGGUAGACGUCAAAGCAAAGAUGAUUAUUCAGAAUCUGAUAGCGAUACAUCCAGCACCAGUUAUACAACAUCGGAUGAGGAUGUCACCGAUGUGUCCCCCCUUGGUUCUCCUGAUGUUAGCCCUGUUGGAUCACCGAGCAGGAAGUUCCGGGAGGAAUACAGUCCUCAGAGUAGGGGUUCAUCAAAAAGUGGACGCCCCGAUAAUGGGAGAAACAAGGUGCAAUAUUCGGAUAGUGAAGCACGUAAAGAUGAUCUGAAACAUCUACUUGCAUCAGAUCCUGAUGGUAUGGACUUGAAGUUGUUAAUGAGAGCGAUCCUUGAAAUGGAUGAAGAGAGACAGCAAACCUCGGAACAUCCCAAAUCUAGAAAAGUUCUCAUUAUGCCUCCAAAAGGUGCAUCAGAUAGAAACUUUUCAUUUGAAAAUAAUCGUGUUCGAGAAAUUGAUCGUGAAAAUGAGCGAUUAUUGAAUGAGAUCAUGAAGAGAAAUAAACCAAAACCUAGGAAGAAGUUACAUCCGGCCCCUCCCCCAGUUAAACGUGUCACACAUACAACCGUCAACAGGCAGAGGGAGCAGAGAAAAAUCGAACAGCAAAAUUUGGCGAUGAUGAAACGACUUCAAACUGUGAAAGCUACAAAGGGGAUGUCCCGUAAUGAACAACUCCACGACUUUGAUCGUCAGAUGACAUAUGGAGUCCCCUUAUUUGCCUGGGAAAAAGAGGUUGAGCGAAACCAUCGGGAUGUUCGCAGGAGGCCUAAAGAAACACCCUUUGGCAGUGAGGCUAGUCUACCAAUGGGAAGCCGCACACAGAGUAUGAAUAGCCUCAGAAGUCACGCAAGCUCUGGGACAAAAUCAAUGAGUAAUAUGUCCAGUUCGGGAAAACGUAGCCGACCACAAAGCGCAAAAUAUCGCUCCAUACCAGAAUGGGAUGAAAACUGGCAGACAAGCCAAUCAUCUUUGAGUAAUAAAUCGAUUACAAAUGGACGUCCAAGUUCAGGGAAACGCACCCGUCCCCAAAGUGGGAAAACGCGCAGUAAACCAGAAUGGGAGCCAGGGUGGUGAUUGAACUAAUGAUGUGAACCUUUGAAUUUAGUAUGGUACUGUUUAGGCAUAUCUAUCUUCCGGAUGUUCCGAUUUAUGUUGUAACCAGGUGCCAAAUUCUCAAUUUUCCUGUUUUGGAAGCCAUGUCUUUAACAGAAACUCUGCAUAGUUAAUAAAUACUAAAUCAAUGUUAAAAACCUUAUCAUAGAUAUGAUGAUUAUUUUCAAAAUUCUUAACUUAACAAAGUUUCUGCGGUUAAUGAUAGACCCCCUAAUUUAGAAAUAUCUGAAUGUGGUCAAAAUACUCAUGUUAUUAUGAUUUUUUAUGCUACCACCACAAGUGAUAACAUAUUGUUAUAAGUCUCCACUUUUUUGUGGAUGGUGU